AUGUACCAGCGCUUCCGCUGGACCCCGAAGAACACGCCUCUGCUGCUUCUCUGGGGUAUCACGGUUCCCGCUGCGACUCUCUACAUGAUUUCGCAGACGAACGACAAGUGGGACUACACUGGCAAGAAGAAGGACCAGUCGCUCCUGCGCAAGGCGCCGCAGCCUGAGGCUGAGCAGUAG
Molecule: messenger RNA, 180 nt
Organism: Malassezia japonica
Lineage: Eukaryota; Fungi; Basidiomycota; Malasseziomycetes; Malasseziales; Malasseziaceae
Exons: 2
Coding region: 1-180 (59 amino acids)
Source: RefSeq, a predicted model, not a curated record